Messenger RNA from Staurois parvus, 632 nucleotides. The record is from the annotation of a GenBank genome assembly. NCBI's taxonomy places the organism in Eukaryota, Metazoa, Chordata, Amphibia, Anura, Ranidae.
UCCGGGGAGACCAGAUAUAGUGAAUGCAGGGUCCGGGGAGACCAGAUAUAGUGAAUGCAGGGUCCGGGGAGACCAGAUAUAGUGAAUGCAGGGUCCUGGGGAGACCAGAUAUAGUGAAUGCAGGGUCCUGGGGAGACCAGAUAUAGUGAAUGCAGGGUCUGGGGAGACCAGAUAUAGUGAAUGCAGGGUCCGGGGAGACCAGAUAUAGUGAAUGCAGGGUCCGGGGAGACCAGAUAUAGUGAAUGCAGGGUCCGGGGAGACCAGAUAUAGUGAAUGCAGGGGUCCGGGGAGACCAGAUAUAGUGAAUGCAGGGUCCGGGGAGACCAGAUAUAGUGAAUGCAGGGUCCGGGGAGAGAGCAGAGAUAUAGUGAAUGCAGGGUCCGGGGAGAGCAGAUAUAGUGAAUGCAGGGUCCGGGGGAGAGCAGAUAUAGUGAAUGCAGGGUCCGGGGAGAGCAGAUAUAGUGAAUGCAGGGUCCGGGGAGAGCAGAUAUAGUGAAUGCAGGGUCCGGGGAGACCAGAUAUAGUGAAUGCAGGGUCGGGGAGACCAGAUAUAGUGAAUGCAGGGUCCGGGGAGACCAGAUAUAGUGAAUGCAGGGUCCGGGGAGACCAGAUAUAGUGAAUGCAGGGUCCAG